AAAUUCACAAUUUCAUUACAGAAAAAAGUUGAAAAACGCAAUAGAAAACUUAUCGAUUACGAUGGUCAACGUCAUUCGUUCCAAAGUCUACAAGCCAAUGCCAAUAAACGUAAAGAUGAUGUUAAAUUAACCAAAGGACGUGAACAAUUGGAGGAAGCACGUCGUACAUAUGAACUAUUGAAUACGGAAUUACACGAUGAACUUCCAGCACUAUAUGAGUCAAGAAUAUUGUUUUUGGUAACCAAUUUGCAAACUCUAUUCGCAACAGAACAAGUUUUCCACAAUGAAACAGCCAAGAUUUACUCGGAAUUAGAGGCUAUCGUUGAUAAAUUGGCAACAGAAUCACAACGCGGCUCAAAUACUCUUAGAAAAGCAACAGUGAACUCCAUUAAAUCUACCAGUCCUGUACAGUCACCAGUUAAACAAAUGAAUAAUGCCAAUAUUACCAACAGCAACAAUCAAUAUCAAAAUACUAAUGGUUCUGCUAAUCGUAAGUAGCCAAUUGAUUAUCUUAAUUUCU
Molecule: messenger RNA, 520 nt
Organism: Lucilia cuprina (Australian sheep blowfly)
Lineage: Eukaryota; Metazoa; Arthropoda; Insecta; Diptera; Calliphoridae
Product: bridging integrator 2
Exons: 3
Cellular component (GO): plasma membrane; cytoplasm
Molecular function (GO): protein binding; phospholipid binding
Source: RefSeq, a predicted model, not a curated record